UGCCGCUCGGAAGGGGCGGAGCGGCGGCGAUGGCGGAGUGCGGGCAGGGCGGCAGCGGCGCGGGGUACCGGGGGGCGCUGCACCCCGACACCUGGGAGGAGGAGCUCGAGUCCAUCCCGAUGUUCAUGAAGCGCUGCCCGGACGAGAUCGACGCGGCGCGGCAGCCCGACCUGGCGUGUCUGCAAUCGCUGCUCUUCGACGAGGAGCGGGACCCCACGGAGCUGGCUGGGAUGUACCGAAACGAAGGGAAUGCGUACUUCAAGGAGAGGGACUACAGGAGAGCUGUCAUCUCCUACAGCGAGGGGCUGAGGAAGAGAUGCCAGGACCCGGAGCUGAAUGUCGUGCUGCACACAAACCGGGCGGCUGCACAGUUUCACCUGGGUAACUACCGUUCUGCUCUCAAUGAUGCCAUCCAAGCAAAAAAGCUGAAGCCCACCCAUCUCAAAGCAAUCGUAAGAGGAGCUCUCUGUCACAUGGAGCUGAAGAAUUUCUCUGAAGCAAUAGCUUGGUGUGAAGAGGGCUUGCAGAUAGAUUCAAAAGAGAAAAAGCUUGUGGAAACGAGAGCUAAAGCUGACAAAUUAAAGCGAGCUGAGGAGCGGGAUGCAAGGAAAGCAAAGAUGAUGGAGAAGAAAGAGCAGUGUCAAAAGGAAAUUUUGCUUGCAGCAAUAAGGGAAAGAAACAUCAAGCUGAUUCUUGAGCCUUCAGAUGAGGAAGAGGAAAUAUCAGAUAGCCUGGCUGAGAUAUCCUUAGAUGGGUUCCACUCUGACAAUGCCAUGAGGGCCAAGGUGCACUUAGAUGCUGAUGGCAACCUGAACUGGCCUGUCCUCUUCCUGUACCCUGAGCAUGAGCAGACAGACUUCAUUGCAGCUUUUCAUGAGAACUCCAGGUUUAUUGAUCAUUUAAUGGUGAUGUUUGCUGAGUUACCUCCUUGGGAUUCAGAAAGAAAAUACCUUCCCAGCAAUCUUGAGCUCUAUUUUGAAGAUGAAGAAAGAGCAGAAAUGUAUGAGGUGAACCCAGAACACACAUUGCUACAAGUGCUGCAGCAUCAAAGGUGAGGCUGUACCUGUACAUGUCCAGAGAGAGCACGAAGGCAAAAAGUAUUUUGUGAAGGCCGGGACUCCAACAGUUUUGGCAUUUGUAAAGCGUUCUCCUUUCUCUAAGAAGUACUUCUCUGGCAAGAAGGUGCAUCGACUAUAAUGAGCAGGAAUGAAACGAGGAGUCCUGUGCAAGAGGCUGCUGUUUGUUAUCCCGGGUAGAGACAGCAAACUUCUUCUGGAACAAAAAUAUCUUGCACACUUCAGAAAAGAAAUAACCUUGACACAUGAGGAAACUUCUAGGAAAGCAGCACAGGAGAAUGAAGGGCUUACAGGAGGGGAUUUUUUGUUUAAAAAGAGAUGCAGCUGGCUUUCAGAAGGUCUCCUCUGUGAUAGGCUGCAUGUGGUCUUGAAAUAAACCUUAAAGUGCUAAACACUGGUUGCAGUUGAAGCAACAGCAGCUGGGAAUGUUCUUGCUUACCUGUGAAACAUCACUGAUUUCCUUGGAGGUGGGCUGUAGUUGCUGGGCUCUGGCAGCAGUGGUCUGAGGAGACACCUGCCUGUUGUGGCAGGAUGGAUGCAGUCAGAUUCCUGCCUGGGAUUAAGCAGCUGCUGUUAUUUCACCGCUUGGCUCUGCUGCUGUCCAGAGUAGAGCAGAGCUCUUUGUUCAGAGCAGUGUGUUUUACUGACCCUUUUGCUACCUUACUGGUUGUCCUAGGUAACCUAGAAAUAAACAUGUCU
This is a messenger RNA of Cuculus canorus (common cuckoo), 1775 nucleotides long. RefSeq names its product tetratricopeptide repeat domain 4 (gene TTC4). The transcript is spliced from 10 exons. NCBI's taxonomy places the organism in Eukaryota, Metazoa, Chordata, Aves, Cuculiformes, Cuculidae. Gene Ontology annotation, molecular function: Hsp90 protein binding. The record is from RefSeq and is a predicted model, not a curated record. Bases 30 to 1055 code for a protein of 341 amino acids.